Molecule: messenger RNA, 2620 nt
Organism: Somion occarium
Lineage: Eukaryota; Fungi; Basidiomycota; Agaricomycetes; Polyporales; Cerrenaceae
Source: the annotation of a GenBank genome assembly
ACGCGUGUCUUGAAUGAUAUGGCUGUCCCUCAUACAUUAGGCUUCGAUGAGAAUAAUCAUUAUCUCUGCGAUACCCGGCUCGUUUUUCUUCUUUUGAAUGAGGAUCUGGCUGUACACAGGUAGCGACGGAGUGACCGCUAGGACCUACGCGUGUCGCGUCCAUUGUCUUUGUCGAGUGGCACAAUGAGCAAGGUCCUUGCAUGGCUGAAGCACGGGGUCGUUAUGUGCAACGACUGCAGUUCGAACGACCAUCCUCCCCGCUGCUAAAACACGUCCGGCACGACAAUCGACAGCCAGGAAGACCUUUCAUUAUGCGAGCUCGUUUGAAUGACCACUUUAUUACAGAACACCUUCGCCGCCUCAAAGGCAGUCUUUAUGGAAUGUGGGCGAGCGAUCGCUACUCUGACCUUAUAAAUAACAUCAAGAGGACGAACAACCGCUCCAUGGAUAGUGUUUACCAGCAUGUCUGCGACCUGCUGAACUCUAUGAGCUACACCAUAUACCAACACCUCAAAGAACAUGAAAGAAUAUGCGAAUCUGCUCUCCCAAUUCUCUUUCUGGACUACCAUAAUACGGCUCCAACACUUCAUUUCGAAAAGUUGGAAUACAGUCCCCAGAUUGUUGGCAUCCGAGCAACGCCACAGCAAGUCCAAAAGUCCAAACUUAGACGACACGCGAAGACCUCGCCGGUCCCAUACUGCUUUGUUGAGACGGUUGCCGAGUUCAAGUCGGACCCGGAUAUCGACCCCAAAUGCUUCAAGUACGCCAAACAGCUUCUAGCGGCCCGUCCUGACAUGCCUAGUGUCUAUACUCUGGCGAUUCGUCCUGACGGAUACUACGUUCUCUGGAAUGAUUCUUCAAACAAAGAACAAUCGUUUUUCCAUUCAUGGCGAAACUUGGAACUGCUUGCUGCUUACUUCAAUACGCUAUACCAAGGGAUGCCUGGCACUACUCACCUUACGCAGGAUCCAACCUGCAGUAGACCGCGUAUCUCCCCCGUUACUGGCCAACCUACUUGGAUCAUACGCCACAAUGGGCAAUCCUAUGAGAACUGCGAACAUAUCUUUGCAGGUUACGUCCGAGGAAAGCGUACCAAGGUCUGGUUCUCGUCGGACUCUGGACACCGCGAUAGCAAAAGGUUCUAUGUCAUCAAGGAAGCGUAUCAACAUGACUCUAGAGAAGGGGAGUUGCUUUUAGAAGUUCACAGAGGCAAUGCUUUCCCUGGUGUAGUGCGAUUCGUACAUGCUGGUCCGGUUACCUUCAAGGACGAGGGGACGGAAUGUCAUGUUAGCACUCUCAAACUUGAGGAUGACACCGAAGUGACGAAGCGGCGACUUAUACUGGCUAGUCUUGGAACUAAUCUAGAUGAUGCUAAGACCAUGAAGGACAUUUUGAUGGCUCUAUAUGACGCGUUAGAAGUUCAUCGUGGCCUAGUCGAUAAACACUUCUUGCAUCGCGACAUGACUGCGAAUAACAUCCUAAUAUACCCAAGACAUUCGGAACGAGGAUACCCCGGCUGGAAUAAGUACCUCUUGAAAAUCCCACACAAAUUUAUUGACGAAAUUCUUGGAACUCCCCACAAACAUGUUGACAAGUCUCGUUGUCUCCUUAUUGACAUGGACUAUGCAGUGCGAAUGACAGAAGUCGAGACUGGUCGAUUUGAUGGUCCUAGUGAACGAAAAUGUGCCGUGGGCACGUCAUCGUUUGUCGCGCGGUCAGUUUCAUUGAGAAGAACCCGCUGGGAUGAUAAGAAAUAUCGUCCAAUGCCUGAACUGACGGAACGUGCCAAGGAGCUGUAUCUAGCGGCAUAUGGGCAAGAGAAAUACUCGCAAUACUGUGACAAGAAUGGCACAUUCCACGCGGGUCGUGAAGUCCAAGAAGACGAUGACAUCUGUGUUCGUCCAUUCCUACACAAACCCGAACACGAUGCGGAGUCGGUCUUCUGGGUUCUUAUCUGGUACUGUCUACGAGCUCUCCCAAAGGGUUGUGACGAGGAAUGGACUGUUGAGAUCUCUAACGCAUGGAAGGACUUAUCCGAUCACCAUCUCGGCAGGCCUGAGACACGCGGCGACUUCUUCAAAUUCACUGCCCAGGAAUACAAAGGCAUCCUUCAUUCUAAGUUAUCGUCUUUGGCACCCCUGUUGCAUUCUCUGGCGGCGCAGGUUUUCCCGGACUACGAAUACCUCAAGCCUACGCCACCUGAGGACCAUCUGCAUGAAGCGAUGCGUCGAUUGCUUCUGCAGUUCAUUGUCGGCAUGGAUGAUCCCAUAGAGUUGACACCUGGAGUAUCGCGACAAGACGUCGCCCGGGCUCGGCCUACUACAGUGCGACCUCCUACCCCGCCGCUUCCACCGCCAAAACCACCAACGCCGCCACCAGCUCCCCAACCUUCUCCAGCAAAACGCAAGCGUAGGGUGCAACCUGACCGGAAAGCGAAGAAAGCACGCCUUGCAUGAUAUCUCUCGAACGUCAAGUGGCAUGCGUCUCGUAUCGCCAAUAGAUUAUUCUUAUUUAUUCCUUGUCCUUCAUAACACCUCCGGACAUUCCAAGGACCGGAGUACUUAUGUGCAUUCGCCUUAGGGAAAUCCGCCAUAAACGCGUGAAUUUAUCAUCUGAACUA